UGUGAGCAGCUGCCGGGCUCCCGGCCAGGCCCCCCUCCCUCUCCUUGCUGGCUGAUGGAUCCUAAGGGGAUCCUCUCCUUGAGCCUCCUGCUGUUUCUGUCCCUGGCUUUUGAGCUGAGCUAUGGAACAGGUGAGGGCGUGAUGAACUGUCCCAGGAUUCUCCAACAGUUGGGAAGUAACACAAUGCUGCCCCUGACACAUGAACGGAUUGAUAAAAGCAUGAACAAAAGCCUCCACAUCGUUGUCACAAUGGCAAAAUCUCGAGAUAGCAGCGUCAAGAAGAAAAUAGUGUCGCUUCGUCCAUCUGAAGUGGACUCUCUGCAUUACCUAGAGGCUGGCUAUCAGUUUCAUCUGGAAAACCUGAGCCUGGGGAUCCUGAGAAGCAGGAAGGAGAAUGAGGGAUGGUACCUCAUGUCCCUGGAGGAAAAUGUCUCAGUCCAGCACUUUUGUGUGGAGCUUAAGCUUUAUGAAAAGGUCUCCACUCCAGAAAUUAAAGUGAUAAACAGAACCCAGGAAAAUGAGAAUGGGACCUGCAGCUUGUUGCUAGCCUGCACAGUGGAGAAGGGGGACCAUGUGGCUUACACCUGGAAUAAUGAGGCAGGCUCCCCACUGCUAAGCCCAGGCAACAACUCCCACCUCCUACACUUUACCCUUGACCUCCAGCAUGCUGAUGCUAUCUACAUCUGCACUGUGAGCAACCCUAUCAGCAAUGGCUCCCAGGCCUUUAACCCUUGGCACUUGUGCAUACCAGAUUCCUCAGGAUCAAGACAAUGGGGACUAUAUGCUGGGCUAUUCUUAGGAGGCAUCGUGGGUGUCGUCAUGAUUAUCGAAGUGGUAAUACAACUGUUGAGUAGAAGAGGUAAGUCAAACCACUUCCAACCACCAAAGGAAGAAAAAAGUCUUACUAUCUAUGCCCAAGUCCAGAAAUCAGGUCCUGCUCAGAAGGAACCUGAGCCCCUGCCAGAUCAGGAUCCCUGCACAACCAUUUACGUGGCUGCCACAGAGCCUGUCCUAGAGUCUAUCCAG
Molecule: messenger RNA, 1026 nt
Organism: Castor canadensis (American beaver)
Lineage: Eukaryota; Metazoa; Chordata; Mammalia; Rodentia; Castoridae
Source: RefSeq, a predicted model, not a curated record